Dicrocoelium dendriticum is the source of this 931-nucleotide messenger RNA. NCBI's taxonomy places the organism in Eukaryota, Metazoa, Platyhelminthes, Trematoda, Plagiorchiida, Dicrocoeliidae. The record is from the annotation of a GenBank genome assembly.
AUGGCAUAUAGAUUACUCUACGUCAACAAUUUCUGCAUUACUACACACCAGUACGACCGUUUCUUCGAAGUUCGACAGACCAAAUCUUCUCUGCAAUGCUUGUCAGUUCCUGUAACUAGCGGUGAUCAAGAGAGUGAAUCGCACAAUUCGUCAGAGGAAGCUCAUUUGUCUCCAAGGGGCCAUCAGCAAUGUCCGGGCACACCUACAGAGACCUACGGCGUGCUGUUGAGGGACUGCCUUGAGAAACCUUCGAGACAAACGUUCGUAGGCAUCGGUGAUUCUCCCCAGAUUGCGAAGCUUCAGAUUGGAGUGGUUUCUCGUGUGUGGCUUCAGAACUUGUUGGCUGGACUUCAACGACUAACAAAUGCGGAUGCUGUGCCCAAGUCUGGUGCAACAUGCACAGUCACAUGUGGCAACUCUUCUCCCCUGAAUCCUAUUAGUGGAACAGACCGACCGGGUUUCACUCGCGAACAUAGAGCCACUGGCACCACUAAGACGCGAAGGAGUGCGUCGUCUCGAAGAGCUUCCCCGAUGUCACGCGAACGUUUCGUGCCUUCAUGCAACACCAGUCAAUUGAAUUCCAAGUUUCCCAUCUUUGUCCCUGUUGACUACAAAUCCGCCCAUGGAGUUACACGACCUUUCAGACUACGACCUGAAAGUAACUCUGGUAUCAGGAGCUCCAAGCAAUUAUCGCAUAAGGUCGGUCACAUUCCAAUUGCUAGAUCUACAUGUGAUCGAGGUUCCCGACCGUACAGCAAUUGAAUCAGCGAUUUCUUUGUGGAGACCAGCUUGGAUACUCGAUGGGUCAACAAAACUUCCUCCUAUUCUCCACCCUUUUCCGCUACCAACUCUUUAAUUGUUAUAUUGUUCCCUUCCAUUAAGCCAUUUGUUUGCAGAUGCUACGGGGUUGUUCUCACUUUCUUGAUGCCGA